AUGAUAGAGACAAUAAAGUUUGAGAAUUCGGAACGAGUUGUUCAGCUGGUCUGCAUGCCUCUUGCAAUUUUAACUAAUUUAAUUUUAAAUUUCCUCGUAUUUUGCAAAUUAGAUAAGAACUUGGGACUCUAGAAAAGCUUGAUGAUAUAUAUUGCCGUUUUCGAGUUAACGUAUUCAAUUCUAGAAUUUCUCGCUGCACCCGAGUUUUUCUGUAAUACGACCGUUUUCAUAAUAAUUAUAAGAUCAGACAGAAUCCUGCUUCCGUCGUAUUUCAAACACUUCGCGGUUAAUGCUUUUUGUGCUGUAUUUGGAGAAUCGUUGGCAAUUUUUGCUAUUCAUUUUGCUUAUCGAUAUUUGACUAUUACUGGGCAUCCAUAUAUCAAAACUUCAUCUUUUCAUAAAACUUCUGCAUUGUUCCUCAUUACUAUUUUGUUCGGAUCAAUAUGGUUACUUACACUGAGCGUCACGCUCGCAUCCAAUGAGGAUACCAAUGAAAUUCUUGAAAAUGAUUACCUUGGAGUUAACUCAAUUAGUCUCACUGAACUAACGUACCUUGGCCCCAACUAUUGGAAGUUCGACAGUAGCGGAAAUGAAGCUAUUAAUUGGAAAACGACUGGAGGAAUUCUUAUUCUGUCUGUUGUGCUUUUUGGGUCUUUUACCGUGAUACUUGUUCUUGCAACGUUGAGCUAUAAAGAAGUGUCAAAGUUACUAGCGGUAUCUACAGCUUCAAAAGAGAACCGGUCCAUCCAAUUGCAACUCUUAAACUCAUUGGUGUUCCAGUCACUGAUUCCUUUAUAUCUGAUACAAAUACCUUCUUCAUUCUUCAUUUUGUCACCGCUUUUUCAUCAGGGAAGAGCAGAUUUUGGAAAAUUAUUUGGAAUCUGUGUAUCAUUGUAUCCGGUGCUCGGUCCACUACCAACAAUUUUUGUCAUCAAAAGUUUGCGUAAUGCAAUUUUUAAUUGCUGCCGGCAAUCAAUAAAACUCAAUAUAUUGUCACAGAACAGCCCUGUAGUUGCACCCAUGUCCUGA
Molecule: messenger RNA, 1029 nt
Organism: Caenorhabditis elegans
Lineage: Eukaryota; Metazoa; Nematoda; Chromadorea; Rhabditida; Rhabditidae
Source: the annotation of a RefSeq genome assembly